Molecule: messenger RNA, 1539 nt
Organism: Fusarium sp. VM40
Lineage: Eukaryota; Fungi; Ascomycota; Sordariomycetes; Hypocreales; Nectriaceae
Source: the annotation of a GenBank genome assembly
AUGACUAAAGUGUCGAAAUUACCACCUCCCUCAGGUGGACUUCUGGCAGUUUUACCUGACCAGUCUACACCUUGGUACAGGAAAAGACAUCUAGUCAAGCUCAAUGCAUUGAUCCUUGGCCUAGUUUGCUUUCAAGGAGCAGUUGGUUACGAUGGUAGCUUACUCAACUCGCUCCAGUCGUUUCCCCAAUGGACCUCAUUCAUGGACCAUCCUGCUGGAGAAUGGUCAGGCUUCAUCAAUGCCUCCUAUUUCAUCGGAUUCUUCGUAGCUUGCCCACCUAGCUCUUGGCUCGCCAACAAAUACGGCCGUCGAUUACCAGCUUUUCUUGCUUUCAUCCCACUAGCACUAGGUGUAGGUUUACAAACAGGUGCCCAAUCAGGCGCGCAAUGGAUCGCAGGUCGUUUCAUUCUCGGUAUACCAACUGCUAUGUUCUCAACAUCAGUACCUCUGCUCAUCACAGAAAUUGCAUACCCUGCCCAAAGAAGUGUUAUCACUUCUUUGACCAACUGCAAUUACUUUGUUGGCGGCAUUGUUGCUGCGUGGGCUUCUUACGGAACGAGGAACUACACCGACUGGGCUUGGAGAAUCCCUACCAUCCUGCAAAUCGCUCUGCCACUCGUCGCCUUGCCUUCUCUGAUCCUUGUGCCGGAAAGUCCCCGCUGGCUGAUUUCUGUGGGACGACAAGAAGAGGCCCGUCAAAUUCUUGGAAACCUGCAUGCGGGCCGUGAUGCGAACCAUGCUCUUGUCGACUUCGAACUCCACGAAAUUACCACAGCCAUCGAAUCCGAGAAGCAAGCGUCGCAAUCGACCUCAUAUGCGAUGCUACUAUCCACAAAGGCCCACCGCCGAAGAUUCUUUAUUACCGCCACGUUGGCAGUGUAUAGUCAAUGGGUUGGUAACGGAGUGGUCAGCUACUACCUUGCAACGGUUCUUGCAACUGUUGGUAUCACAUCUGUCACAGAUCAGACCCUCAUCAUGGGAUGUCUCCAAAUUUGGAGUUUGAUGGCAGCCUGCACUGGUGCUGCGUGUAUGGAACGCCUGGGAAGACGAUUCCUCCUCAUGCUCUCAUGUGCGAUCAUGCUUGUUAGUUUUAUUCUCAUCACCGCUAUGUCGGGGAGCUUUGCCGAAACUGGAUCAAGAGCCGUUGGAAUCACUAUGAUCCCUUUCAUCUUCCUUUUCAAUGCCGGUUACGGUGUCGCUAUAACACCUCUUCAAAUAGCUUAUCCUCUAGAACUCUGGCCUUUCCAACUACGUGGGCGUGGAAUGUCAGCAGCCUGGAUGAUCAUGAUCCUGGCCCUCAUCUUCAACGUCUUUGUUAACCCCGUUGCGUUGACGGCUAUUGGCUGGAAAUACUACAUAGUCUACGUGGCGCUUCUCGUAUCGUAUGGUUUCGUCAUCUUCUUCUUCUACCCAGAGACUAGAGGUCGCACUCUUGAAGAAAUAUCUGUCAUCUUUGGGGAUGCACCCGAGGGACUCUAUUCGGACCAACUUGAGACAAAGGAGGUGGUGGAGAAGGCGGGUGUCAAACACUUGGAAUAG